UCACCUUUUUUUCGUUGAAAUAAAAUAUCACUUGAAAGUUCCAUUAUAAUCUCUGGUGAUGCUUCCCUUGCUUCCAAGUAGUCGUUGUCUCUUACAACCAUUUUGAUAAUCAUCUCCUAGGAAAUAAGGCAUGGAAGGAGAAAUUGUGGAAGAAGGGCUGCUGACAAUGUCCAAUGCCGAUGGAGAGUCCUCCUCGGUCACUAGGGUUCUUCUUCUGAGCACUUUGGUCGCCCUCUGUGCUUCCCUCUCUACUGGUUGUGCUAUAGGGUAUUCAUCAGCUGCAGAAACUGGAAUUCUGGAAGACUUGGACAUUACGGUUGAAGCAUAUACUGUGUUUGGUUCAAUAAUGACAAUUGGAGGAGUGAUUGGCUCAUUGAUAAAUGGGAAGAUUACAGAUCUCAUUGGUCGAAGAGGUACGAUGUGGUUCACUGCAAUAUUCAGUACCGCAGGGUGGUUUAGUAUAGCCUUCGCAAAGAAUGCUUGGUGGCUAGACAUUGGAAGACUGUCAUUGGGUUUCAGUGUUGGGAUCAUAUACUAUGUGGUUCCUGUGUACAUAGCAGAAAUAACACCUAAGAAUCUUCGAGGAAGGUUCACUUCAGCUAACCAGCUGAUGAUUAGCUGUGGCUUUUCAUUGUUUUAUUUGAUUGGUAAUGCUAUACAUUGGCGCACCAUGGCUUUACUCGGUGCUGUUCCAUCCAUACUGCAAAUUGUAGGCUUAUUCUUCAUCCCAGAAUCUCCAAGGUGGCUGGCCAGAGCUGGUAGAAAAACAGAUCUUGAAGUUGUGCUGCAGUGUCUUAGAGGAGAGAAUGCUUCUGUUUCUCAAGAAGCAGCUGAUAUCAUGGAGCACACAGAAAUGUUUCAGAAAAGCUUCGGUAUAAUAACAGACUUGUUGCAGCGCAGAUAUGCUCACUCUCUCAUUGUUGGAGUUGGGCUAAUGUUACUACAACAAUUUUCUGGGGUCAAUGCAGUAGCGUAUUAUGCAAGCACUAUAUUUAUGGAUGCUGAUUUUUCUAAUAGCAUUGGGACAAUAGCAUUGGCUAUAAUUGGGGUUCCUGCCAUUGCAUUGAGUGUUCUCUUAACAGACAAAUGCGGAAGGCGACCACUUUUAAAUGUUUCUGCUGCCGGAAUGUGCUUGAGUUCAUUUCUCAUUGGCUUGGCUUUCUACCUUCAGGAACACAACAUGUGCCAGAAGCUCACUCCUAUUUUUGUGUUUAUCGGCAUGUUGGGUUACGGUGCAUCAUACUCAAUCGGUAUAGCCGGAUUACCCUGGGUUAUUAUGUCAGAGACAUUCCCAGUAAAUAUCAAAGGUUCAGCUGGAAGUCUGUUGAGCCUGGUAUAUUGGUCUUGUUCAUGGAUUAUAACUUACACCUUCAACUAUGUGAUGGAAUGGAGCUCAGCAGGGACGUUUUUCUUCUUCUCAGCCAUUAGCCUUUUGACAAUUCUGUUUGUAACAAAGCUAGUGCCAGAAACCAAGGGGAGAACUCUAGAAGAAAUACAGGCAUCAAUUUCCCAUUUUCACUAAUAUGAUGACGUUUACACUUGUAAACUUGUAUCUGAUAAAUAUGAACAGA
Molecule: messenger RNA, 1571 nt
Organism: Argentina anserina (silverweed cinquefoil)
Lineage: Eukaryota; Viridiplantae; Streptophyta; Magnoliopsida; Rosales; Rosaceae
Product: sugar transporter ESL1-like
Exons: 18
Coding region: 131-1522 (463 amino acids)
Biological process (GO): transmembrane transport; carbohydrate transport
Cellular component (GO): membrane
Molecular function (GO): sugar transmembrane transporter activity
Source: RefSeq, a predicted model, not a curated record